UUCUCAAACCCACCAAAUUACUAGCAUUCGAUAUGGUGGGGUCUCCCUUUCUCUCUUCUUGUGUUUACACUGUUACUACAACUAUUAAUCAAUGAGAUAUACUACUCUCUAUCUUCAACUUUGUGUAGUUGGAUGCUGCGCCCCAAUGGCUCCUCGCUCUCUUGUCGGAGAAGUUCUUCAAUUGCUGCAUAAUUCACCACCAUGUCAAGAAGAACAUCUUCUGCUUGGAUUGCUCCCUCGGAAUUUGCCCUCAUUGUCUGCCGCUUCAUCCCUCCCACCGCCUCUUGCAGAUAAGAAGGCAUACACCAACAAUGGCGCAAAAGUAGUUUUCCUGAAACAGAGGCCGCUGAAUCGGCCGCCGCGAGCCUCCGGCAGCAUCUGCGUCGGCUGCGACAGAAACCUGCCGGAAGCAGCUCUAUUCUGCUCCAUCUCUUGCAAGCUGGAUGAAACUGGUGGCAAACUGUGUAUACAUGUUCCCAACUCUGAGUUUCUGGUUUUGCCUUUGGAGGAAGGUCAAAUGACGCCUGACUCAGUUCUGUCGAUGCGGACCGACUCUGGUUCCAGCAGUGGCGGUUUGGCGGGCUGUAUGUAUCUGGACUCUACAGCUACGACGGAGGCCGUAAAAGGGAAACGGAGCGUCGUCCCAAGUAGGUUCGGACCGGGUUGUAGGCCGGCUUCUGAGUACAACCGGAGGAAGGGUACGCCUCACCGCUCUCCGCUGCAUUGAUUGAUGAAGGGCUAUAAUUCCUAACAACUCUCUUGAUUAUACGCCUUGUUUUUAUCAAAAUGUUUUACCAAUAAUUUAUGUGUCCCUCUUCAAAUUCUACUCUUGAUUAUGGCAUUAUUAUAGGCUCUUUUUUUUUUGCUUCAAACGGGACUUUUUUGCCUGGUUUUAAUAGUGUAAUGCCAUUGAUUUUUAUUUUACAUGUAUCACUAGAAAGUAGAAACGAUUAAUCUUGUGGAUCUGUGCUCGU
Messenger RNA from Salvia splendens (bonfire salvia), 974 nucleotides. Its product is annotated as protein RGF1 INDUCIBLE TRANSCRIPTION FACTOR 1. Bases 92 to 727 code for a protein of 211 amino acids. Lineage: Eukaryota; Viridiplantae; Streptophyta; Magnoliopsida; Lamiales; Lamiaceae. The transcript is spliced from 4 exons. The record is from RefSeq and is a predicted model, not a curated record.